This is a messenger RNA of Culex quinquefasciatus (southern house mosquito), 6136 nucleotides long. Its product is annotated as sodium-dependent neutral amino acid transporter B(0)AT3. The transcript is spliced from 11 exons. Bases 570 to 2780 code for a protein of 736 amino acids. Gene Ontology annotation, biological process: sodium ion transmembrane transport. Gene Ontology annotation, cellular component: membrane. The record is from RefSeq and is a predicted model, not a curated record. Lineage: Eukaryota; Metazoa; Arthropoda; Insecta; Diptera; Culicidae.
CGCUCGGUCGCUCAGUUCCCUUCGUGAGUUCAAACCGUACGGUCGUGGAAAAUCCAAAAGCGAUCCAGACACGCGAGAACAAGUGUUUUUCCGGAUUUUUCGCCACCCACCAAGUGGAUACACAUACAAGUGCACAUAUGCCAAGCGCGUUCGUUACUUAAUGCGCAGGAAAAAAUAAUCCACCUAAAAGAGUCAAAAUUUCAAGUGUGUUAACAAACAAUGAAAAGUGUGUUGCAUCGAAAGAUCUAAAAGUGUAAAAAAAAAGUCAAAAGUUGAGUGAUCACACAAAAAAGGCAAAUUUCAAAUUAAUUAAGGAAGAAAAAAAAGAGAACAGAAAGUUUCAUCUCCGACUUUUCGCAUCGAACCGGUGACAGGAACAACCGUGACAUUGGAGCCCAAAGGCGGUCCCGUGACAACCUCGUGGUACACAACGGAUCCCUUACCGCAACCACCACCGUCACCAAGGUCCGUUAGGUCAAGACCGGAUCCGCACCCACUGGCAGCACUGCCCCUCGGACACGAACCGGCCCUACGGCACUAGUGCUAACGCGCUGGCAACGCCCACGACGAUGGCCACCAAGGCGGACGGAACCGGUGGCGUCGGCGGUCCCCGGAACAACGGCCACGAGAUGGCCCCGCUUAACACGAGGGCCCGCGGCGACGGAACGCACGGUGUAACCAUAAUGCUGUCCCCGCCGGAUCGCAGCUCGGUGGGGUCCCGGGAGGGAGCUGGCCUCCCCGACGGCGAUCCAGACCGGGCGGCCUGGUCCGGCAAGAUGCAGUUUUUCCUCAGUAUUAUCGGAUAUUCCGUCGGGUUGGGCAACAUCUGGCGGUUUCCGUACCUGUGCCAGCAGAACGGCGGAGGCGCCUUUCUCAUCCCCUUCAUGGUGAUGCUGAUUCUGGAGGGAAUCCCGCUCUUCCUGAUCGAGCUCGGGAUGGGCCAACGGAUGCGGCUGGGCGCCCUCGGCGUGUGGAACACGAUACACCCCUGGCUGGGUGGCAUCGGCAUCUCGUCCUGCAUCGUGACGCUGUUCGUGGCCAUCUACUACAACGUAAUCAUCACCUGGUGCUUUUUCUACUUCUUCAACAGCUUUAGGGUCACCCUCCCGUGGUCCACCUGUCCCCAGUUCAACGGCACCGACCUGCCCGAGUGCGAGCGGUCCUCGGAGACGGCGUACUUCUGGUACCGGACCACGCUGGACGCAUCGCCCAGCAUCGAGGAACCGGAGGGCUUCAAGUGGUGGAUCGUGCUCUGCCUGCUGCUGUCCUGGACGGUGGUGUUCUUCAUCGUGAUGAAGGGCAUCCAGAGCUCGGGCAAGGUGGUCUACUUUACGUCGCUGUUUCCGUACAUCGUGCUGACCAUCUUCUUCAUCCGCGGGAUCACGCUGGAAGGGGCUGGGGCGGGCUUGAUGCACAUGUACACGCCCAAGGUGGAGAAGCUACUGGAACCGACGGUGUGGCUGGACGCGGCCACGCAGGUGUUUUACUCGUUUGGGUUGGCGUUCGGGUCGUUGAUCGCGUUCGGCAGUUACAAUACGCCGAAGAACAACUGCGUGCGGGAUGUCAUUCUGGUGUCGGUGUGUAAUGCCUUCACGGCGGUCUACGCCAGCGUCGUGAUCUUCGCCAUCCUCGGUUACAAGGCCACCGUCGGAGUGGAUCGGUGUAUCACGGUGAACAAACACAUCCUGAUCAAGCACGGGUUGCUUCCGUCGGUUCACGUGGACAAUGCCGAGUACGAACGGGUUAUGCACGGGCUGGACCCGGUUGCGUCGGCCAACUGGACGUUGGAGCACUGCAGUCUUGAAGAUCAGCUGGAUAGUGCCGCCGAGGGCACCGGUCUCGCCUUCAUCGUCUUCACCCAGGCAAUCGUGCAGCUCCCAGGAGCGCCCUUCUGGGCGGUUCUCUUCUUUACGAUGCUGUUAUCGCUCGGACUCGGUUCCCAGAUCGGCAUCCUGGAGGGUAUGCUGUGCACGAUAUUCGACAUCGACAUCUUCAAGCGGAUUCGGAAACCGUACGUGACGGGUGUGGUCUGCGUGUUCUGCUUCUCGAUCGGAUUGAUCUUCACCACCGGAGCCGGCGAGUACUGGCUCAAGAUGUUCGACUCGUUCGCUGGAACGAUCGGGUUGGUCGUGGUGGCUCUCAUGGAGACCAUUGCCGUCAUCUACAUUUACGGACACAAGAAGUUCACUGAGGACAUCUACCAAAUGACUGGAGUCCGACCUGGAAUCUACUGGCAGAUGACGUGGAGGUACAUCGGUCCGGUGAUCAUGACCGGUAUCCUGAUAUCUUCAGUACUGAGUAUGAUCCUCAGCAGUCCCAAGUAUUCCGCGUGGAACGGUGAACUGGGUAUCACCGAGAACAAAUCCUACCCGGACUGGGUGAUGGGGAUCGCCCUGGCCAUGAUCCUGGCGUCCGUGCUUCCGAUGCCGGUGGUGUUCCUGCUGCGCCGGUUCCAGAUCCUCAAGGUCGACCUGGACAUCCACCAGGGCUCGAUCCGGCGUAACGAGACUACGGCGUCCACCAAGGAGAUGAUCGACGAGGACGACGACGACGAUGACGAUGAUUUCAGCGGGCCGGCCCUCGGAGGUCCGGUGAACGUGCGCAGCGACAGUGACGACGAGGACGAGCCGCCGACCAUCGGCAAGAUGCUGGCCAAGCAGGGCCAAACCCCGAAAGCCCAGACGUUCCAGUUCAAGAACCAGCACCACCUGACGGCGAACCCGUUGGCGGCGAGCCCGGCCCGGAAGAAACCCUUUAGCAUGGAGGUGAUGGACCUGUAGGGCGAUGACGCGCGAAGGGAAGGAGGUGGAGGGGCAGCAGCAGGGCCAGGGGACUAUUACACUAGUACUACUUAAUAUUACCACAAGCUCAGCUAUAUUUUUAUACUGUUUUUUAGAUUUCUAACUAGAAGUGUACAGAAUGAGAAAAAGAAUAACGUUUUCGCUUCUUGUGUGAGAGAUUAUGGCUUUUUGGAAAUAGGUUUCAGUGUAUUUUUGAUUGAUUUUAGUUUCGAUUCUAACCUUAAUCAGUUGUUUGUACAUAUGAAUGUAAAUUAGUAAGGAGGUAAACUUGAAGCAAAUGUAACGAAGAAAGAGGAAAUCCCGUAAUGAUAAGCGUAAUGUUAGUAAAAAUUGCAACCAAAAACCUGUGUAGUCACUAGUAUUACUUAAAGGCCAAAAAGAGAAAAUUAGAAAUAGUUCGGUACUUACAGAAAAUCACGUAAGCGUACCAACGCGAGAGGUGUGAAAAUCUCUCUCCCAACUAAAAUUCCGUUUUCGCUCUUUCUUUGCUUCUCUCUUUCUCUUCCCGCGCAGCUGCGUUCUCUCGCAGUUUCCAUGAGUUUCGCGCUCUACAGACUUUCUGCAGCUGCUGCAGAGUAUGUGCAAGUACGAAAGUUAACUUAAUUUAUUUGGUUGGCUCGUGUGGUUUCUGAACAUCAUCGUUAUCAAUCGUCGAAAGCCUCUUCCCGAUUUUUGAAAAUGAAUAACAAAACUAUAAUUUUAUCGACAACAGCAACAACAAAGAAAUACAAACGAAAACAAUAAGCUUAACAAGAUAACUUGAUAUUACUCAAAACCAAGCAUACAAAUGUUAGUUAUACUGGAGCGAACAAAAAGUAACCAAAAAAUUGUGUAAUUGAUUUUCUAAACGGAAAGGUAGUCUUGUUCAAGUUGAUCCACGAAUUUAUUUCCGCGUUUUUGGUUUGUAAUAGGUGAUAUAAUUUGUAAGUAUCGAAAGCGCGUUUAACAAAAAAAACAUGUGUAGAAGAAGUAAAAAUCAAACGAAAAAUGGAAAGAAAAAAGUAUUUCAAAUUACCGUAGCCACUGAGAGCAACUUAUGAGAGACGUGAGAUUAGGUGUUAGUCUUAAAUAAAAUCUGACAAAAAAUAUCAUUAGUAGUAAAAGGAUGGUUCUUUUGUUAUCCAUAGCUUAAGCCAUGGGUGUAAUAUUUCGAUAAAGGCAACUGAAGCAACUUUGGAGCGAUUUUAUUUAAGUUUUAAAAAGAAAUGUUACACAAAAUCUGACUUGCACACAUGCACAACUACAAAAAUACGAGCAGCAUACAGUUGUACAUAAUGUUCCUUUCCCUCUAAGUUAUUCGAUAAAACUAUUUAUUUUCUAGCGAAGAAAUUACUGACACAAGGAAAAGGAUGAAAAACAAUAAACAUUGUGAUCAAUACUAUAUUUAAUAAAAAAAAAAAACAAGAAGAGAGUGUAGCUUGUAAGUUAAUGUUUUAAGAGUUAAGUCCCCCAAAAAAAGUAAAAAAAAAAACGACUCUAUAUUAGAACCACGCUAUACUUUACGUGCAAAAAUAACACUGAGAAACAAAAACAUAAAACAAAAAUAUCACUCCUCCACGAGUACCUUAACCACACUAACACACACACACACUGAAAGAAAAACAUGAACAAACUUUGUCUAGAACGUACUUUGAUGGAUAAGCAUUACACAAAAACACAAAACACACUCUCUCACGAAACUCUUACACGCGCAGUCACUCACACUCACACGAAUCGUAUGCCCUAUUGUUUGUUAAACUGACGCUAACGCUUAGGCUUUAGUAAACAAAAAACAAAAACAAAAAAAGGUGUCACUCGCUUGGCGCAGUGACGCCGACGAAAACGAUUUUUGCUCAUCAAGUAUUAUCUCACUGCUGUUUUGUUGUCUUUUUUUUCUAUUGUUUCUGUUUUUGUUUUGUUCAAACCGAUUUUUAGAUGCAAUAUAUGAGAAAAUGGAACAAUCUUGAAAUUUUUAUAGCACUUGCGAGUAUAAGGUGUGUUUUUUGGAAACAAAAAAAAUGAUGCAAAGCAAUAUGCGAAAUUUGUUUCAUUCUAUAUGAACGCUAAAAAAUGCACUCUAAGCUCAAAUCUAGAGUUUUUUUGAUAAGGUCCUUUAAACAUAUGAAAGACAAUAGUUUAUUGGUCCUUUUCAAAAAGAAGUCUGGAAAUUUAACUUGUGCUGAGCCUAACAAAAUUAAAUAAAUUGUAGGGAAAAUAAUUUAAACGACGAUAAGCUGUUCAUUCAAAUUGAAUUGUGAAGGAUUCCUCUCAGAAAGAAAUUCGCUCUUCGGUUAUCACUCAAAUCUUCUCUUCUUCUGAGAGUUUCAUUUUAAAUGGGAGAGCGUGAGAACUGUAGAGUUGUUGGGAAUCUGAGACAAGCAAAUUUUUAAGGACAGUUUACGUUCACUAACAAAGUAAGAAAUCUUCCAUAAUAUUUCUUGUCAUGUGUAUGUUGAAAUAACGAGUAUAUUUUCAUUGAACACAAACACAUACAAACACACGCAGAAUCAUUAAGUAAAACUAAAAAUAUGAAACAAAGUAACGACUGUGAGCGAACCUAGCGUUAAGGCCAAACUUAUACCCUGACAUUAUUGUUAUUAUUUCAAUAAUUGACAAAUUAACUACAAAAACCCAUGUUAAAACUAACGUCAACCCCAACACAGAAAACACUCACACACACAACAGAAGCAAUUACAAGUCCAACACAGGCAAAAUCCCGCAACCCCGAAAAUGUUCGAAAAUCAGGCAAAUCUUGUUGGAAAAUUUAGACUAAUCACAAGCACUAGCGAAAAUAGAUAGAGCAUCAAAUAAGCUGAGAAAAAAAUAACAAAUCCUUACGUCAAUUGCUUAACCGGAGAGACAAACGAACGCUACCAUAAAACAGUUAAAAAUCAACCGAAAUCGCAGCAUUUACCAAUUCGCAAUUUCAUCGUUAAAAUUCUUUUAAUCGCUGCAAAAGUUUGACAGAAUUGCAUUUUAAACUCUCGUGAACGCUCCGUUUUGAGAGAGCCUAAAACAGCUCACUCUCUCGCUUCGAAGCGAGAGAGAGUCAAAGUUACGCUCUCUGUGAGGAAGCUGCAGAGAGAACAAUAGUGAUGGGCGCUGCCCAGAAGUUCAAGAAUGCAAUUCUGUCGACUGCGGGUGCUCUGCAAUAAUCUUCGUUAUUGAUUUCUUCACACCAUGAAUGACGAUUGAAAUUAAAAGACUCGAUAGCAACCAGGGUGAUUCAAUUCAUUACUGUUUUUAAUUUUUCGUAUUUCGAAAACUCGCAAAAGAGAGAUAAAAUCAUCCUCAAGAAAAAACACAUACACUGGUUUACACUACUUGUAAUUAGAAGAAAAAAAACGUUUAACAAA